Penicillium macrosclerotiorum is the source of this 3087-nucleotide messenger RNA. RefSeq names its product FAR11/STRIP family protein. The transcript is spliced from 6 exons. Gene Ontology annotation, cellular component: cytosol. Gene Ontology annotation, biological process: cytoskeleton organization. NCBI's taxonomy places the organism in Eukaryota, Fungi, Ascomycota, Eurotiomycetes, Eurotiales, Aspergillaceae. Bases 1 to 3087 code for a protein of 1028 amino acids. The record is from RefSeq and is a predicted model, not a curated record.
AUGAGUAUCCCCUCGCCAGUCGCCGAUGACGCCGCAUCGGAGCACUAUAUUGUCAAAGCAGACGAAGUUGAUCAGACCGGCACCGAUAUCUCCCCUCUGCCCGACGACCAAUUAAUGGAGGAGGUCGCUGAGGCGAGCCCGAGAAAGUCUAUCGACGGCCUGAAUUGCGACGAGAUGGGUCCGCACCUCCUCCGCCGUUACAACCCCCCUCCCGCCCCAGUCCAGCAGAAUGCAGAGCGACCGUCGGACUCCCUGAGCCUAGCCCAGCUUCGGAAAUUAGUGCAAGAGAUGCCCAAGGUGGAACAGCCGGCAUAUGCGUUUGAAUAUGCAGAUUCCCAGCCAUUCCCAGAUGAACUGGAAGAAUGGUUCCAGUACAACGAGUUCGACCGUGUUAUGUUGAUGGGCAUGAAGUCAACCUUUGAUCGACAAUGGGCCACCUUCUGCAAGCAACAUACCCCCGAGUCCAGUGAACCGACAUGGAUAGAAACUUCUGAGGGCCUACGCCGAGACUUCGUCGUUCGAGCACUGGAGCACCUCCAACAUGCUGAUGUUUCUGUACGUCUGGAGGCGCUUGAGAAUAUCUGCUAUGCCGUGACUGGUGUAUGGGGUAUCACGGCAGGGCGGGUUGCAUCGCACUAUCACUCAAGCCCAAGUUCCCAGGAAACGGCGGAAACACCCCAAUCAAAGUCGCUACAGAUUGCGUGGAUUGUGCAGAACGUGUCACUUGUCCAAGAAUGCUCGGGAAUUCCACUCCUGGUUGCAAGAUUGGAUCAAUUAUUUGAUAAGAAUCGAUUCUCACUAGGAUCCGAUCCAGAUGGGAUUGAGUUUGAGCGACUUAGCCCCGGUGAUAUAUCUGUGCCGGAGCGCGAAGCCAACUUAGUCCUUACUCUACUCUACUUCACCAUCGAAGUUGGCCGCAGACAAGAGACUCAGAAUCCCCAAAAUACCUCAAUUCGCGAUGCACUUGCCCAGUCAAGACCGAAUUUGCUGGUCACCAUUGUUGAGAUUAUUGCGCGGCUGAGAUGGGACGAGUCCGCCAACAUACCUCUAACUAGAAUUAUUCUUCUUCUGUGGAAGUCGAUUCUCCUUGUAUUUGGUGGCACCGAUCAAUUAAAGAGAGCGAAGGAGGUUUUGGAACCAGGUCUCGUCUCCGAAGAUGAUACUGCGAAUCGCAGAACACCGUUCCUGACUGCUAAACCCCUCGAUUAUCACCUUUUCCGCCAGGAAAUUACUUCCAAAUAUCCCGCCUACAAUCCGCCUCCUCCUAUUGUUCCACUUGAGCUCGAGAACAAUUCGAUUCUACCGCCCCUUCCACAACAUCCCAGUAGGGCAAAUUCUUCCAGUGGUCUUUUCUGCGGAGUUGGCCCCUCGAUUGCCGGUGGAAACGGGUCUAUUCUCCAACAGGCAGUUCACAUUGCAACGCCAGCACCAUCUCCACCGCCAACUCCAAUUGGACCAGGGGGAAAGGCUGGCAAGAAACAAAAUUACCAGACAAACCAAAAUUUCCCGCUGAUGUAUCCCCCUUUAGAUGGUACGAGCAAUAAUAUUGGUGGGAAAGGCACUACGGAACGACAGGAUAUCCUGGUUGGGAAACGAUGGGAGGGCAGCGAUGUCCCCGCAUCAAUCAUCGAAGCUGGAAAGCUUUUCUCUACUCAUGUGAAGAUGACCCGCGCAAUGCAGCAAUUAUGGGACGAACGCGAGAAUUUUAUGAAGUACGACCGGGGUUGGAACUUUGAAGUCCAGCCGGUGCCUGAUUUUUCGCCUCUUGAUGACACAACUGAAACUUUCAAAAAUUUGCAUUUGUCAGACAGCACGGGCUCAUCCCAACCAAAGACGCCUGUACGAGAAACGGAUGAUGCGGAUGUGCAACGACGGCUGGAUUCCAUUGAAGAGUUUUAUUCGAUCACCAUCGUUUUCCUGAAGAUCAUUUUGACAAACGUCAGUGCCGUGGUUAACCAGGCAAAUUCCCAGAGCGCUCUUGGUCAAAGCGCCCAAAGCGUCAUCAGUAACGGCCACGGCCUCAAUGGGGCCUCAGCAGAUUUCUUUCCUGAUACCUCCAUCGAUGAGCUCGACAAUGUUCGACUAAGGGAAAUCACUGGUAAAGCCGUAUCUGGAACUUUACUUCUCCUACUGAAGUGGUUCAAAAGAUCUCAUGUUCUUAAAUUUGAAUAUAUGACGCAGCUACUCCUUGAUUCGAAUUAUUUGCCAUUGAUCUUGAAGAUGUUCGCCCAUCAGGAUGUGGACCAGGCUGUGGCACAGAAUAAUGACCGCAAAGAUCUAUCAUUUUUCAACUUCUGCAGUCAACAUUCGGAGUUUCCUGCUAGGGCGGACGACGCAGCUGGAGACACGGAAAGCGAGGACGAAGCUGUCCCACCGCCAAUCUCACGCCAUCGUCCCAAUCCUGAUUCUGUACAUGGUCUUUCUUCUGAGGAUUCCAUCGCAGACAUUCUCGAUUGUCCAACUCGUCCGGAGGUCGACGAACUAGGCUAUCCAACCGCCCCUCUCCCCAAGGAGCCCAUUACGAUCUUUUCAUUCCGCAAUUUCUUCUCCGCAAUCAACUAUCUUCACAUUAUGCAGAAGAUUACACGCGAUAAGGCCCACCGCUGCCUCCUUCUUGUGCAAUACAAAUCAAGCACAAUCCUCCGAAAGGGACUCAAAAUCCCGGACCCCCACCUCCGCUUCUACACUCUCAAACUCUUCAAAUCGCAGGUCCCGUACUGCGGUCGCAAAUGGCGCCAAAGUAACAUGCGUGUCAUCACGGCUAUUUACCUAUACUGUCGACCAGAGCUGCGUGACGACUGGCUCGCUGGUUCAGACGUUGAUGCUGAAGUUGAAGAAGCCCUACCCCUUGAGCAGGCUCUUCGUGGGCUGACGCACUGGUGGCAUCUACGUCAAUACAAGGACGUGAUGGGCGGUCCGGAAGGCGCAUCCAUGAUGGAAGAAGAGCGUGAUUUCUUCGUCCGCGAAUUAGAAUCGAUGGGCUGGGGUUUCGCUGAAGAAAUGCCCGACGAAGAGACAGACUUCAGCAAUCAUGUUGUGAACGGGACGGAGUGGGACGGUUCGAUCCAGGAGGGCUGGUCAGCAUAG